Saimiri boliviensis boliviensis (Bolivian squirrel monkey) is the source of this 2704-nucleotide messenger RNA. RefSeq names its product complement C2 (gene C2). The record is from RefSeq and is a predicted model, not a curated record. Gene Ontology annotation, biological process: complement activation; response to bacterium; proteolysis. NCBI's taxonomy places the organism in Eukaryota, Metazoa, Chordata, Mammalia, Primates, Cebidae. Gene Ontology annotation, cellular component: extracellular exosome; extracellular region. Gene Ontology annotation, molecular function: serine-type endopeptidase activity.
UUGCUGUUGGUUCUGUGGAUGACAGGUGACAAAACCGGCAAUGAAGCAGCUGCUGUGCCAGCUCUGGCUUUCGGGAAGUCAGAUGACCUUUUCCCUCCCUCGGCUCUCUGCCUCUAGCUGCUCCUAGGGAGGACACCAUGGACUCACUGAUGGUUCUCCUUUGCCUGCUGUUCCUGUAUCCAGGCCCGGCAGACUCGGCUCCCUCCUGCCCUCAGAAUGUGAAUAUCUCCGGUGGCACCUUCACCCUCAGCCACGGCUGGGCCCCUGGGAGCCUUCUCAUCUACUCCUGCCCCCUGGGCCGGUACCCAUCCCCAUCAACACGGCUGUGCAAGAGCAGCGGACAGUGGCAGACCCCAGGAGCCACCCGGUCUCUGACUAAGGCAGUCUGCAAACCUGUGCGCUGUCCAGCCCCUGUCUCCUUUGAGAAUGGCAUUUAUACCCCACGGCUGGGGUCCUACCCCGUGGGUGGCAACGUGAGCUUCGAAUGUGAGGAUGGCUUCACAUUGCGGGGCUCGCCUGUGCGACACUGUCGCCCCAACGGCAUGUGGGAUGGAGAAACGGCUGUGUGUGACAAUGGGGCUGGCCACUGCCCCGACCCAGGCAUUUCGCUGGGCGCGGUGCGAACGGGCUCCCGCUUUGGUCUUGGGGACAAGGUCACCUAUCGCUGCUCCUCGAAUCUUGUGCUCACGGGGUCUGCAGAGAGGGAGUGCCAAAGCAACGGGGUCUGGAGUGGGACAGAGCCCAUCUGCCGCCAGCCCUACUCGUAUGACUUCCCUGAGGAUGUGGCCCCUGCCCUGGGCACUUCCUUUUCCCACCUGCUUGGGGCCACCAAUCCCACCCAGAAGACGAAGGAAAACCUGGGCCGUAAAAUCCAAAUCCAGCGCUCUGGUCACCUGAACCUCUACCUGCUCCUGGAUUCUUCGCAGAGUGUGUCGGAAAAGGACUUUCUCAUCUUCAAGGAGAGUGCCUCCCUCAUGGUGGACAGGAUCUUCAGCUUUGAGAUCAACGUGAGUGUCGCCAUUAUCACGUUUGCCUCAAAGCCCAAAGUCCUCAUGUCUGUCCUGUACGACGCCUCCCGGGAUGUGACUGAGGUGAUCAGCAGUCUGGAAAAUGCCAAGUACAAAGAUCAUGAAAACGGAACUGGGACGAACACCUAUGAGGCCCUGCACAGUGUCUAUCUCAUGAUGAACAACCAAAUGCGAAUCCUUGGCAUGGAAACGAUGGCCUGGCAGGAAAUCCGACAUGCCAUCAUCCUCCUGACAGAUGGAAAGUCCAAUAUGGGUGGCUCUCCCAAGACAGCUGUUAACCUUAUCAGAGAGAUCCUGAACAUCAACCAGAAGAGGAACGACUAUUUGGACAUCUAUGCCAUUGGGGUGGGCAAUCUGGAUGUGGACUGGAAAGAACUCAAUGAGCUGGGGUCCAAGAAGGAUGGCGAGAGGCAUGCCUUCAUUCUCCAGGACACAAAGGCUCUGCACCAGGUCUUUGAACAUAUGCUGGAUGUCUCCAAGCUCACAGACACCAUCUGCGGGGUGGGGAACAUGUCAGCAAAUGCCUCUGACCAGGAGAGGACACCCUGGCAUGUCACUAUUAAGCCCAAGAGCCACGAGACCUGUCGGGGGGCCCUCAUCUCUGACCAAUGGGUCCUGACAGCCGCUCACUGCUUCCUCGAUGCCAAGGACCACUCCCUGUGGAGGGUCACUGUGGGAGAUCCCAAAUCCCAGUGGGGCAAAGAAUUCCUUAUUGAGAAGGCAGUGAUCUCCCCAGGGUUUGAUGUCUUUGCCAAAAAGGACCAGGGAAUCUUGGAGUUCUACGGUGAUGACAUUGCCCUGCUGAAGCUGGCCCAGAAAGUAAAGAUGUCCACCCACGCCAGGCCCAUCUGCCUUCCCUGCACUGUGGAGGCCAAUCUGGCUCUGCGGAGACCUCAAGGCAGCACCUGUAGGGACCAUGAGAAUGAACUGCUGAACAAACAGAGUGUUCCUGCUCAUUUUGUCGCCUUGAAUGGGAGCAAACUGAACAUUAACCUCAAGACGGGGGCGGAGGGGAGAAGCUGUGCCGAGGUGGUCUCCCAGGAGAAAGCCAUGUUCCCCAACUUGACAGAUGUGAGGGAGGUGGUGACAGACCAGUUCCUAUGCAGUGGGACCCAGGAGGAUGACAGUCCCUGCAAGGGAGAAUCUGGGGGAGCCGUUUUCCUUGAGCGGAGAUUCAGGUUUUUUCAGGUGGGUCUGGUGAGCUGGGGUCUUUACAAUCCCUGUCUUGGCUCUGCUGACAAAAACUCUCGCAAAAGGGCCCCUCGUAGUAGGGUCCCGCCGCCACGAGACUUUCACAUCAAUCUCUUCCACGUGCAGCCCUGGCUAAGGCAGCAUUUGGGGGAUGUCCUGAAUUUUUUGCCCCUCUAAUUAUGGCCACCGAGACAUCUGCUGCCCUGCCAGGAUCUGCCACCCCUCCAUCAUCUACCUCUGAAUACCCACCCUUAGACCCUGUGACCCAUCCCUCUCCUAGCUGAGUAAAUCUGGGUCUCUAGGAUACCAGAGGCAGUACACUCAAACUGGGCAAUCCUCAGGGCUCCCGCCAGCGGGACUGCCUCACUGCCCCACCUCCUGCUCCUUGGCCUGUGCCCAAAUUCCUCCCCUGGUUUACUGGACUCCUGCUUGUUUCACUUUCACAUGGAAUUUCCCAGUUAUGAAAUUAAUAAAAAUCAAUGGUU